CACUCACUCACACUCACACCCUCCCACAACCCAACCCAGCCAUGGCCGCCUCCACCAUGUCCCUCUGCUCCAGUGCUUGCACCGAGCCCUGGCAGGUAGACGACUGCCCAGAGAGCUGCUGCGAGCCCCCCUGCUGCACCUCCAGCUGCUGCCAGCCCAGCUGCUGCGCCCCAGCCCCCUGCCUGAGCCUGCCCAGCUGCUGCGCCCCGGCCCCCUGCCUGAGCCUGGUCUGCACCCCAUGCUGCCAGUCAGGCUGCACCAGCUCGUGCACACCCACGUGCUGCCAGCAGUCGAGCUGCCAGCCGGCCUGUUGCUCCUCCUCCUGCGAGCCGUCCUGCUGCGUGCCCACCUGCUGCACACCUGCCUGCUGCACACCUGCCUGCUGCACACCUGUCUGUUGCACACCUGUGUGCUGUAAGCCUGUCUGCUGCACACCUGUCUGCUCUGGUGCCUCUUCCUCCUGCUGCCAGCCUGCCUGCUGCUCCUGCUCCCCCUGCCAGUCGGCCUGCUGCACACCCCUCUGUUGUACACCUGUGUGCUGUACACCUGUCUGCUCUGGUGCCUCUUCCUCCUGCUGCCAGCCUGCCUGCUGCUCCUGCUCUCCCUGCCAGCCGGCCUGCUGCGUGCCCAGCUGCUGCACGCCCUCCUGCUCCUCCGUGUCCCUGCUCUGCCGCCCUGUGUGCAGACCCACCUGCUGCCUGCCCUCCUCCUCCUGCUGCUGCACCUCGUCCUGCCAGCCCAGCUGCUGCCGCCCAUCCUCCUGUGUGUCCCUGCUCUGCCGUCCUUCCUGCCCCCGCCCCGCCUGCUGUGGCCUCUCCUUGGGCCAGAAGUCCUGCUGCUGAUGGGCCUUCCCCAGCUCCCUGGGCCCUGCAGACAGCUCCAUGCCCCACACCCCUGUGUGUUCUACCCACACACAAUAACCACAGAGGCCACUUCAUUAAUUAGGCUCAUGAAAAGACCAACAGCAAUAACUAACAUAAAACAGAGCAGUGGCAAUAAUAUGCUCUAAUAAAAAUGUGAAAA
Molecule: messenger RNA, 1023 nt
Organism: Cavia porcellus (domestic guinea pig)
Lineage: Eukaryota; Metazoa; Chordata; Mammalia; Rodentia; Caviidae
Product: keratin-associated protein 10-10-like
Exons: 2
Coding region: 42-842 (266 amino acids)
Cellular component (GO): keratin filament
Source: RefSeq, a predicted model, not a curated record